Molecule: messenger RNA, 7560 nt
Organism: Apis laboriosa (Himalayan honeybee)
Lineage: Eukaryota; Metazoa; Arthropoda; Insecta; Hymenoptera; Apidae
Product: nephrin
Exons: 15
Coding region: 3775-6468 (897 amino acids)
Molecular function (GO): protein binding
Source: RefSeq, a predicted model, not a curated record
UGUACGCGUAACGCCUGCUAUUUCGCCUCGCCUCGCCUCGCCUCGCCUCCUUUUUCGUUUCGUUCGUCCGAUUCGCCUCCACGUUCAAAAGUGAAUUUUUAUAUCGAGCACGCGUGCAUAUACAUACAUACAUAUAUAUAUAUAUAUACAUAUAUCGGUGAGAAGAGCGAUCUUUCUUAUCCUUCGAUUCUUAUUCUCUUCCUCCCUUCCUUCUAUCCCUGCCUUCUACCUUCUUUAUUUACGUCCGACCGACGCAAACCGACACAUUGCUCUAUCCAACGCUCGUGAAAACAAUUCGACCCCUCGUUAAUCUUCCCCCUCGUUUUUCUUCGCAUAUUCGUCUAACAGGUAGAAAAAGGGAAAGGAAUGACAGGAAUCUUCGAUCUUCCGUCCGAUCUCGUGGAACGAGAAUCGAAUCGAUCUCGUCCCAAUUUCUUACGUCCUUCCUACGCCCGAUAUCGAUCGAAAGCUCGACGGUCGUUUAUCAAUAUCGUAACGUAAGUAGCGUUAUUCCCGAUUUUCGCCCUUCUCCUCGCGUCUUUUUUUAAAUCGAUCCAACGUACGAUCAAUUGUUAUUCCGCCCUUAAGUAAACUGUGCUUUUUGUUUUUCUUUUACAUUUUUCGAGAUAUCGGCCGAGAUAUCGUCGUACGAUAUUUCGACGAGGGAAAGUGGCGCGUUACGAUCUUUCGUUUCGCCGCGUACUUCUUCUUCUUCGGUGGCGAAUUUUUAUCUUCGUUCCAUUUAUCGAAAUCGAAGAAGUCGUAGAGGUAUACGACUCGGCGGGGACGCUACAUAUUACCCUUACCGUGAUUUCGUCCUCGUACGAAUCUUAUUCGACGUCGAAUCGUUGCGUUGGGAUCGGGUAACAGGACCGCCGCUGCGGCUUAACGAGUUCAACGAGUUUUUCUCGGUCGACCGUUCGGUAAUUGGGGAUCUGGUGGCACACGGAAUUUCCACCGAUACGAUACUUUUAUCGACGAAUUAAUUCGUAUUGAUUCGCUGUGGCGGAGCACGCGAACGAAAAAAAAAAAAAAAAAAAAAAGAGAGAAAGAGGGGAAAAAAAAAAAAACUCUCGUGUUUUUUCGCCACACGAGUCGAUGACAUUGACGAGUGUUUUCGAAAUAUAUAUUCGAGAAUCUGGUAUACCUGGUAUAUGGAUCGUCACUCGUUUUCGUUACGCGUCUUCGCAAACAACGGUCGGUCGACGAGCACCUACUCCGUAUUCCACCCUUCGCCUUAUCCACGAAUUUACGAAUUUAACGAACAAAAUGGCGAAGGUGUUUAAAUUCGUAUUCGACGAUCGAAAGAACGAAACGUUACGGAAUUCUAGAUGGCGUUGAUGUCUCGCUCGUUAAUAAAUAAACGAUAUUAACGGUUAUUCGAGUCGGAAAAUAAACGACGUAACGAUAUUUCUGUCGCGUAUAAAGUUUCCCCGAUUUUAUUCGAAUGAAAAAAAAAAAAGAAAAGAAAAGAAAAGAAAAGGUAUGAAAAUUCUUCCCUUUUUCUCAAUCUCGAUGCGCGUUUAAUAUCAACGGACGAUUUAUACGUAACUCGUAACUGCUCUUUUUUUAAACAGACAAAUUCAAAGAUGAAUCGUCGAUGUAAGCAAGAUCGGAUAAAAUUUACCGCUCCUCUCGCGUAUUUUUUCCAUCGUUUAUCGCUUUGCUUUUGAUUAUUAACAUUGAUUGACACGAGCGCGACGAACAUCACCGAGUAUCACCGAGAAAGGUGUUAUCGCUGCUACUACUUUCUACUUUCCAUUAAACAAAUUGCUUCCCCCGUGCAAAUAUUUAAAUUAUCCACCUUCGAACGAAAUAUCGAGGGAUUAAUUUUCGGUUCAAAAUUAAAUUUAUCCUAUCCUAAUCAAUUACUCGAAUCGAUCCUACUUUUCUCGAUUUUACGCGAAAAGCGUAAAAUAUAACGCGAACAAGAUUAUUCGAUUACGCGUAGAUCGAUCGAAUAAGUAGCACGGAACACGGAAGAAUUCGGUUAACGGGUGGUGGUGGGGGGAAUGAAAAUUGUCGGAUGUUUCCCUGUUAAACAAGCCAGCACUCGCAACGUUUCCUACGUCAGGCGACGAGUAAAGUCCCUCCGGGCUGGUGGGCGUAUUAGCAAAUUCGAUUCGAUGUAACUUGCACCGUUCCAUCGCCGUCCCAGGGAGGGAGGGGAGGAGGGAUAAUGCGAGCGACGACCGCGUUUAAUAAACGUUUUUUCGCGCCCUCCGUCCGUCGAAAUCCCCAUCGAAUCGUGGUCAAAUUUUACGUAUGGAUGGAUGAAGGGAAGAGUGGAAGGAAGAAUUCGGCGUACAUGGCGCGGCGACAAAUGACCGCGAGGGGGAAAGGAACUCGUGUUCCCAGAGCGAGACUAGAGUUGCUUUCUCGUUUUCCAAAGAAACUUUGCCGAGAAAUCCAUCGAUUCCUACGAAUCCUUCCGACGACGAAUCAAAACCUCUUCUAUUCUAUUCGUGCCAACUUUUUAAAACUGUUGUAAAACUCGAUGGAGUAAUUCGUUGCAAUGUAGUUUGAAAUUAUUCUCGAAAGAGGAGAGAAAAAGAGAUUGGCCAGCGAAAAUCGUUAAUGAACCUCUCGUGUCGAUCUCCAGAUACCUGUUUCCACCUUAUUUAUAUCAACGAGUAACGAAAACGGAUAAAAAAAUCGACGGUUGCUUAUCCGCUGCUAAUCGCAUUUGAUGCGUGGCUGGCACGAGACGGCGGAUAAUAAGCGUAUUUCGGAACGAAGAUUGGAACGGAAGCGGUGGAAAAAGCGAAACGAUGCGGUAAAUGUCGUUUUAAAGGGGAAGUUAAAGGAGGUUCAUGCGAUUAAUCACUUAGCAGUUUUAUUCGAUUACGCGUUCCUGCCGGGUCCGGGAUGGGGGCGCGACCAGGAGGAGGAGGAGGAGGAGGAGGAUUUAGGGUGGCUAGCGACAAUGGCGCAGGUUGAAAGGAAAGUUGGAGUGGAAAAGGAGUGGAGGGAACGCGGAAGCCUUGCUAGUGGUAUUUGAUUUGUAAGGCGCGAGCAACACCGGCGUUAGAGUUGCGCUAUAAGGUUGCACCACGAGAGAGAUACGCGUUCAUCAAUCAUCGGCGAUAAAAUCGAUGGAAAAAGUCGAUGUUGCCUUUUCAAUAUGCCAGCGGCGUAUAUUCGUAUCGCGUAGAAAGAAAGUGGAUAAGGAAACGGGAGGGGAGGGAGCGAAAGAGAGCGAUGUUUGUCGAGCGAUCGGUCCGACAAUUAGAGUCGUUUCCUCUUCUUUGUCCCACAUGUGCACGAUUAUUAUUAUUUAUAUAUAUCCGAAAUAUCCGUUUUCGAGGAUAGAGUAACGCGCGAGGUUGGUGAUCGAUUGCAGGAUUAAUGGUAAAUAUCGUUUGGUAUUGCAGACUAGAAGAAGAAUUGGAGAAGAAGAAGAAGAAGAAGAAGAAGAAGAAGAAGAAGAGUGAGUGUCGAUGAUGGUAAUAUCGAUGUGAGGGAAGAAAAGUGAGAAUAAAAGAAGAAUCGAUAAGGGAGAGGGAGGGAGAGAAAUCUGGCGAAACGUGAACGGGCGGGUGAUAUGAGUGAAUACAGGAUCUUUCGUGACGUUAAAUGAUCGAGUUACGGCUCGGUCGAAACGAAUCCCGUCGAUUAAACGGCACGCGAUACGAUUAAAACGUGGCUGCUUCGUCCUUUUCGUUGAAACCCUCCUCCGGCCGGGUGAAAAGUGAAAGAAAGUUGUAAAUACGAAAAAAAAAGAAGGAAAAACGGUGUGGCCGAGCAGGAAAGGAAAGUUGGAAGAAGGAAGAGAUGCGGUGUCACCUUCUUUUCCCCGUUGUCGUCGCUUUCUUCCACGCUCUCGUCCACGCUCAAGGAGGCCCGCGAACGUUUUCUGCUAGGCCUUACCGAGGAGGACCGAUCGUGACGGCGAGGGCGGUUCUUCAAGGUACGGCGGAACUGCCAUGCGACAUUCGUCCUCCUCGACAAAAUGAUUCUGCGAUAUUAGUCGUUUGGUAUAAAAGCGAUAUCACGCCUAUAUACAGUUACGAUAUGAGGGGUAAACAGUCGGAAAAAGAUUCGCACUGGAACGAUAAGAAUCAUUUGAACGAUCGUGCCUUCUUCAGAACGGUAACCAAACCGGCCACUUUAAACAUCAAUCACAUCGAAGAAAGGGACGGGGGUGAAUACAGGUGUCGAGUAGAUUUUGCCAAGAGCCCCACCAGAAAUUCCAGGAUUCAUCUGACGGUUAUAGUACCGCCGCAUAAACCGAAUAUCAUCGACGAGCAUGGAACGAUUGUGCAAACGGUAACAGGUCCGUACGAAGAGAACGAGGAUAUGAAAUUGCAGUGUCUCGUGUCAGGGGGUCGGCCAGAACCGAAAGUAAAAUGGUGGCGUGGAGAAAUGCUUCUCGACUCGACGGACGAACCGGGAGAAUUUCCAUCCCUUCGUAGAAACACUUUAAUAGUAAAACAACUUUCAAGAGCUGAUCUUCAUGCUGUAUUUAUUUGUCAAGCAUCCAACAACAAUAUCAGUCAACCUGUUUCAGCGUCCGUUACCAUUGAAAUGCAUCUGAAGCCAAUGUCUGUAACGAUAUUGAGCAAUGAGCAUACACCUCUUAGCGCUGGUCGAAAGUAUGAUAUAAAUUGUAUAACCGUUGGAUCGAGGCCACCAGCUAAGUUAUCUUGGUACAUGAAUGGAAAGAAAUUGAAUAAUCACACGGAGAAGGUGUCUCAAGAUGGAAACACGACCAGUUCCACGUUAAUCCUGAAACCAACUUUAUCCGAUCACGAUAAAACGAUAACUUGUCGAGCGGAAAACUCUAAGAUUCAACGAAGUAUAAUGGAAGAUACGUGGAAAUUAAACGUGUUUUUCGUUCCAAUUUUACAUCUCAAGUUAGGAUCGAAUAUGAAUCCGGACGACAUCGAAGAAGGCGAUGACGUAUACUUCGAAUGCAAGGUCCAUGCAAAUCCUAAUGCUUACAAGGUCAUAUGGAAACAUAACGGAAACGUUAUUCAGAACAAUGCGAAGAACGGUGUGAUAGUGCAGGAGUACAGCUUGGCUCUGAGGAAAGUGAAUCGUUCUCAAGCAGGCAAUUACACUUGUAUCGCUAGCAACGUCGAGGGAGACGGUUACAGCAAUACCGUCGAGCUUAAAAUUAUGUACAAACCUAUAUGCUUGCCGGAUCAAAAACGAAUUUACGGCGUAGCGCGUCACGAAGACGCCCGUAUAAGUUGCAACGUUGAAGCGUAUCCACCGCCGGACAGUUUUCGUUGGACGUUCAACAACACGGAAGAAAUGGUGGACGUGUCCGAAUCGAAGUACAAGAACUCGACGCGCCGUAGUCAGAGCAUCCUUGUUUAUCGGCCGAUGACGGAGAUGGAUUACGGUACGGUCUCGUGUUGGGCGAGUAACACCGCCGGCCAACAGAAUAACGCAUGCGUGUUUCACAUCAUUCCAGCUGGAAAACCCGAGUCUCUGUACAAUUGCACGUUGUCCAAUCAAACGACUGAGUCUCUCUCAGUGGAGUGUUGCGUUGGUUUUGACGGUGGCCAACCGCAACACUUUCUUCUCGAGGUGUUCGACCAGCAAACGGGAAUACUACAAGCAAAUAUCACGUCGAAAAGGAAUGCCGCUUUCACCGUUCGCGAUUUAGAGGCUGGAAAAAUUCUCAAUAUGGUUUUGUACGCUGUAAAUGCAAAAGGGAGGAGCGAACCGACCUCGUUGGAAGGAUUCACGUUAAAGGUCGCUGAGAAACAGACUGGUAUACCGGUACCGUUUGAGAUCACUCCGUUAUUAGGAGGACUGAUCGGUGUAGUGACCGCGUUACUUUUCGUUACCGUAGCUACUCUCGUAGCUAUGAAGAUAAGAAACGAAAGGAGGGCUCAGAGACCGAGCGAUCUACCGUUAAAGAAGAGUGCCGUUCCUAGUUCCGAGGAUUUGUACGAUACCGACGACAGAAAUCCGGACGUUGUCCCCAUAAACAAAGGUUCAGAUUAUCAAUUGACGGGAUCGAUAUCCGGUACUCCGUUGGCUACGCAGAGCACGCCAGAUAGACUUCCAUCGACUUCGCUCUCUAUACAACAAGUGACUCAUCUGCAAGGAUUGUCACCGUAUUCGCAAGAGUAUAACAAUUAUCCAACAUUGUCGUUAUCGAACGAGGUAACGUACGCCGAACUGUGCCUGUCACGGCCAACGGCAUUGUCGACUUUGGCAACCGACACCAAGUUGACGGGUAUCGUAAGCGGAAUCGGGAGUUUAAGCACCCUGGAGAGUUACGGAAAACCGUGCACCAGAGAAACGACGAUUUACGCUUGUAUAGAUCACAAUACGAGGUCGUUAAAAGGCGAUCCCUCGCCGCCUCCUUUGCCGUUCACAUUGGCGCCACUAUCGACGAGAAGUACGUUCCAAGACUGUAACGUAUCGACCAUGAGUGGCAAACAUCCGACCAGAGAGGUUGUCACCGUGCGUACACCCUUGAUAUCGACCCAAGAGAGUUGCGUAUAGGGAUGCGAUUCCGACGCGCUAAAUAUCAACGAGUACUACGUUUGAUCGUGUGAUCAAUCUGCGCGUCUAGUUACGAAAUUUAUGGUUAUUUCUUUAACCAUUUGUCCUACCAUGAUGAAAAUCUACUACGCACACGCACACACGUACACACAUAUACAGAGAAAGAUACAUACAUACAUACAUACAUACAUGCAUACUCGUGUAUAUAUGCUAUUUAAUACCUAUAGGAUAAGCGUGUAAAGUAGUUAAUAAAAUCAAUGUCAAGUGGACUGAUCAAUCGUUAAUUGUCGAAUAUUAAUUGUGAAACAAAGUAGAGAAUAAAUACGAAGGAACAAUGAAUCGUCUUAAUCGUAUUUAAUGAUAAGAGCGUGAUAUUAUUGUUAAUCCACAAAUUGUUCAAGGAUAUUGAUCGGUUACAUUGAAAUUUGUUCAAUAAGACUGAUUUGAAAUUUGCGAGCGCUCCACUUAUUCCACUAAAGAACUAAAAAACUGUUUUUUGCUGCUAUUAAAAAUGCGAGAAAAAGAAAAAAAGGAAAAGGAAGGAAAAGUGUCAAAUAAGUUGCGGCCGCAUGAUUUCAGGAUAUGUAUUUAAUAAACGAAUGACGAUCGUUUCGUACGUACGUAAAAUCUUUUUUCACGGUAUUGUAAUUUUUACAAGCGCAAAAAUUGCGCUUAGGAACGUGUUGUAAUUUAGAAAUUAUUUUUCAACUUAAUUGUGCGUGAUAUAUUUUGAACUACGGAACGCGUAGAUAAUCCAACAUCACAAUCUUUUUUUCGAUAUCCCACAAACACAAACACGCGCAACACCAUUGAUUAUAUAAUAUUCGUUUCGCUUCGAAUGAUUUUACUCGAUAAAAUUUCUUGUAUGAAACUUUCCGUUACUCUUAAAGGAGACUGUGAUGUUGAGAUAAACGACCAGAGGAUUAGGACCAGUUUAAUUUUUCUCUCUUAUAUAUUUGUUAAUUAAUAAAUCGAUUAGAACUAGUCUAUCGGUAAUCGAAGAUGAGUAAAGUUUCUUCUUUAUUUCUUAUAGAAAAAUAUAGGAAUUCCAGGUUGUUCGGUCUAACAAAUGUGUAAAUAUUUUAUACCUAA